This is a messenger RNA of Tinamus guttatus (white-throated tinamou), 1397 nucleotides long. NCBI's taxonomy places the organism in Eukaryota, Metazoa, Chordata, Aves, Tinamiformes, Tinamidae. The record is from RefSeq and is a predicted model, not a curated record.
UGGAAAUCUGAGAAAUGAACAAAUUACGGCAAAGCUUUAGGAGAAAGAAAGAUGUCUAUGUCCCAGAGGCCAGCAGGCCUCAUCAGUGGCAGACUGAUGAAGAAGGUGUUCGUACUGGCAAGUGUAGCUUUCCUGUUAAGUACUUGGGACAUGUUGAAGUGGAUGAAUCCAGAGGAAUGCAUAUCUGUGAAGAGGCUGUGAAGAGACUGAAAUCUGAAAGGAAGUUCUUCAAAGGCUUCUUUGGAAAAACUGGAAAGAAGGCGGUUAAAGCAGUGCUGUGGGUUUCGGCGGAUGGACUCCGAGUGGUAGAUGAGAAAACAAAGGACCUUAUAGUUGAUCAGACAAUAGAGAAGGUUUCUUUCUGUGCACCAGACAGAAACUUCGACAGGGCCUUCUCCUAUAUCUGCCGAGAUGGCACCACGAGGCGCUGGAUCUGCCACUGCUUCAUGGCCGUGAAGGACACGGGCGAGCGGCUGAGCCACGCCGUGGGCUGCGCCUUCGCGGCGUGCCUGGAGCGGAAGCAGAAGCGCGAGAAGGAGUGUGGGGUGACGGCCACCUUCGAUGCCAGCAGGACCACGUUCACGCGAGAGGGGUCCUUCCGCGUCACCACCGCCACCGAGCAGGCCGAGAGGGAGGAAAUCCUGAGGCAGCUGCCAGACGCUAAAGCUGAGCCAGAAGUGAAGGCAGCAGCCCUGAGCGCUGCCCCCGCCACCACGGCCCCCUCUCCCGGCUCGCCGAGCUCCCCGCCGGCCGACGCGGCCGCCGCGCUGGAGAAGGAGGCGAGCAACCCGCACGCCAUCCCGCGGCGGCACGCGCCCAUCGAGCAGCUCGCCAGGCAGGGCUCCUUCCGCGGCUUCCCGGCCCUCAGCCAGAAGAUGUCUCCUUUCAAGCGCCAGCUGUCGCUGCGGAUAAACGAGCUGCCUUCCACGGUGCAAAGGAAGACCGACUUCCCCAUGAAGAACUCGGUCCCCGAGGUAGAGGGGGAAGGCGACAGCAUUAGCUCCCUUUGCUCUCAGAUCACCAGCGCUUUCAGCACGCCCGCCGAAGACCCCUUCUCUUCAGCCCCCAUGACAAAGCCACUCACAGCAGUUGCCCCGCAGUCUCCGGCCUUCCAAGUUAAUGGCACUGCCUCUGCCUUCUGUGUGCUUGCUGCUAAACCAUCCCAAGCUGCUGUAGUGCCCACGGUUAUGCCGGUUCGGGAAACCAAUCCUUGGGCUCAUGCUCCUGCCGCUAGUCCUGGAGCUGCGGCUUUGGCCUCGGGUAAGAUGGGAUGUAGACGCUACCCCUUUGAGGCGCAGUGGGCAGCGCUGGAGAGCAGGGCCAAGCAGCGCACUAACCCCUCGCCCACCAACCCCUUCUCCAGCGACCUACAGAAAACAUUUGAGAUCGAACUUUAA